Messenger RNA from Strongylocentrotus purpuratus (purple sea urchin), 4505 nucleotides. Its product is annotated as ras-related protein Rab-4B. The transcript has 7 exons. Bases 80 to 712 code for a protein of 210 amino acids. The record is from RefSeq and is a predicted model, not a curated record. Lineage: Eukaryota; Metazoa; Echinodermata; Echinoidea; Camarodonta; Strongylocentrotidae. Gene Ontology annotation, biological process: Rab protein signal transduction; regulation of endocytosis. Gene Ontology annotation, cellular component: endosome. Gene Ontology annotation, molecular function: GTPase activity; GTP binding.
UUUGGGAUUAUAUUGACAAGGUGGAGAAAUUUACGAGCAGCUAGCUGAGUCAGAGAAGAGACCCCUGAAUGAUCUAAAAAUGUCAGAAUCAUACGAUUUUUUGUUCAAAUUCCUGGUCAUUGGGAGCGCAGGAACAGGAAAGUCAUGUAUUCUUCAUCAAUUCAUCGAAAGCAAAUUCAAACAAGACUCAAAUCACACAAUAGGUGUUGAGUUUGGCUCAAAGAUCAUCAAUGCUGGAGGAAAAUCAGUCAAGUUACAAAUCUGGGACACAGCAGGUCAAGAAAGGUUUAGGUCAGUAACAAGGAGUUACUACAGAGGUGCAGCUGGGGCAUUACUUGUCUAUGACAUCACAAGUCGAGAGACAUAUAAUGCUCUGACGAAAUGGCUAACAGAUGCAAGGACGUUGGCUAGUCCAAACAUCGUCAUCAUCCUCUGUGGUAACAAGAAGGAUCUGGAUGCAGAUAGAGAGGUUACCUUCCUAGAGGCCAGUAGAUUUGCACAAGAGAAUGAAAUGAUGUUCCUAGAAACAAGUGCGUUGACAGGAGAGAACGUAGAAGAGGCUUUCUUGAAAUGUGCCAGAUCGAUACUCAACAAAAUAGAAUUAGGUGAGUUAGAUCCAGAGAGGAUGGGAUCAGGAAUCCAGUACGGUGAUUCCACUCUCCGGAAAGUCACCAGACCGCCUGUCAGGAGUACCCAACAGUGCCCAUGCUGAGGAAACCAUCUUGACAACCUAUGAUCAUCAAUAAUAGCUCCAGCCAGCCAACACGUCCAACACCCAAGCCCUAUAAACCAUGCCAAUUGUGAAACCUCUAUGAUGCCGGUCCAUACCUUUUAACGUCCCUUCCUGGUGAAGUUUGUAGGUUCAGAUGUAACGUUUCAUAUAGUGCACACACCUUCACGACAGACAUCAAGAUUAUGAAUAUUUAUGAUUGCUUUAAUAUUCCAUUCAAACAAUCUCACUAUUACAGUCAUAUGUAUGUUCAAUGACUGCUUGCUAACUUGAAAAAUGUAUUUUAUUCAUAAGAAAGUCUUAUUGCACAAAUUUGUAAGUUGAUGGAAAUAUCCUCCAACUUUUUUCAAGAAAAUGAGAAGGAAUCUACUCAGAAUUUAUUUUCUGUUGAAGUGCUGGUAAACCAGGCAUAUACUAGAAAACUUGUGAUAUAGAGACUGCUAAUGUGCAGUUGAAUAGUACACACACAAGCUGCUAGUUUGUGCCAGGAGGCUACCACGCAUGUCAGUCUGAACUUUGAUUUACAAUUUACUUGCAAUAACUAACUAGUGUAUAUAUAUAUAUAUAUAUUAGGAGCUUACACCAGGUGAAGUGGGUGAUUGAAACAAGUCUCUAUAUGGUGAUAUGGUAAUGGCUGUCUUAGUAAAGAACAGCAAUAUGAUGAUGAGGGUGUAGUAGAUUCCUUCAUACCUUCCUGUAGAGCAAAGAUCAAUGCUAUGAUCUAGGAAUAUGUGUAGUUCAAUACUAUGCACCCCUUCAUUAUUUUCUAUCACGGUCUGCUGAAAAAAUAUCACAAAAGUAUCUGCUUGACAGUACAUACAGUGUAAGACUCAUGUUAAAGUGUAUGAUGAAUGGAAUAUCUUAUUUACAUACUUGUUAACAAACCAUGAAAAACAUGCUAUUUUACUCUAUCAGAAAUAACUGUUGAAGUUUUUGCACGCUGGUACUACAAAGCAUUACCUGGGUUUUAAUGUAUUCCUUAAAUGUGAAGCAAGCAUUUUGCAAUUGGAUUCUGAGCUUAUAUCAUGUAAGGAUGUUUAAAUGUAAGAUUCAAUACCCUUUUCACUCAGUUAUUAUGUACCAUCAAAUAUCCUUCAGCUGAACGUCAGUAAUGGAUAAACAUGUUAUCGUUAUGAAUUGAUUAAUUAAUCUCAAAUUCAUCAGCUUUCUUCUGAAGUACACGUCAUGUGCAAGAAUUUUCUGGCACCUUCAUUCCUUACAUGGCUAGAGAAUGAUUGAUUUCUUCUUUCAUACUUUGUGUUACAUCUUUGGUGAAUGUAACGUUUUAUAUAUCCUUUCACAAUUCUUUAUUUCUUUUUUGGUCAUGCAUACCAUAGUCUUGUUACUCUUGUGAUACACAAUAUAUCUUGCCUGUAAAUAAAUGUUUAAGAAAAGUACUGGUACUGUGAAAAUUUCACAUUACAUGUAUUACACUACACUUUUUAGUUUCUUAACUUUAAUUUAUUACAAUAAACAUAAUCUAAUGCUCUCAAGAUACUUAAAGUAAUUUUGGGGUAACAAACAACAAAAAAUGAAAUGUCAGACAGUGAUGGUCUCUGGGGUCUACAAAGAGUUUUAGCAUAUAACAGUGAUAGGAUAAUUUCUUUUUCACCCACAAUUAUUUCUUAAAUGUUUAGUCAUAAAGUUUGUUUGAAAAUGCUUCAAAAUAUGGCACAGAUUGCACACAGUCCUUAUGCAAGAUAUGGACCCUUGCCACAAGGGACUUCACCCCUCACUUCACCUGUCACGCACAUUGGUUCAUACUCCUUUCAAGUUUGAAUUUUAUAUGUUUCAAUUUUUGUGUGUGGACUGUCCUGGGUCUAAGCUAAUUUAGACCUGCCAAAGGCUAGUAAUGUUGUUAGAUCUUUCCACAGAUUAUGAUGAUUUAAAUUUUUUCUGCACGACUUUAACUAGGAAAGACUUUUUUCUAAUCAUUUCGAGCACAGCCAUUGCCAACACUUGGCAGUCAUUCAUGUGUCAUUUUAAUGAAACAAUAAUUGUUUUAUCUUUAUGAGAUCUGUAGAUAACAAAUGCUAUGUGUAUUCCUGGUAUUCCACAAUCCUAUACAUUUCUUUGAUUCAUUGUCGUACCAAAUAUCUCUUUGAAUCCAAAUAGAGGCUUUAUCAAAGGAAAGUUAUAAAAUGUUUCUUUUAUCGUAAAAUUUGCAGAUAAUGGAUUAAUUUAUAAUUAUUGUAUAUAUAGAUGUAGGUUAAGAUAAUGUAGAUUUAUAUGCAUGUUUUAUAACAAGCAUAUCUUUAAUUGUGAUAUUAGCAAAGAGAUCAUAUAACCAUUAGCUGUAAGUUAUGAUUUUGUGCCCUUAUGGCUGCUUUAAUGUGCAGUACAAGAUAUCAGUAUAUUUAUCUACCGGUAGUAAAAAUUAGCCAAUAUUAUUACUCUAUAUACAUCUUUGCCGUAUAGUUCAAUUACAAUAUUCUUUCUCUGUAUCUUUCUUUUGAUAAAAGGGUUGAUAUAUUUGUGAUUAAGUUGAACCGUUCCUCUUAUAUGUUUAUUGAAUAAAGUUUUCAUAUAGAUAACUGUUUAUGCACAUGGAAAAGCUGAGGACAAAACAAAUCAUUUAAUUUAUGAGAAGUACAGUACCCUUUCUACAAUUAAAAUAAAUAAUAACAACAGACAUACUUAAUUAUCACUAUCAUUGCUAAUUUGUAUGAAUACCGAACUAACCCGAUAAAAGGCAACUUCUAUUCAGGUAGAUUUAGGUUUGAUUAUUAUUGGCUGUUGUAUUUUUUCUGUAAUUGUUUUAACGGAUUUAGAUUUUGUAUGCAUGUGGAAUAUUUAACCAUAUUUUUUCAUGUUCAACUAUACUUUGAACUCAGAAACCGAGAGCAGAAAAUGUGUGUCAAAUACCUGAAUGAUAGCCAAGCUGCUAAGAAUAUGGGAAGUAUGAUUUGAGUCUCUACUGUUUGUGUCAUACUUGAAAUAGGGUGGUAAAUUGGUACUAUGUUUGUAGCAAGGUAGGAUCAAAUCUGUGUAAUAUUUAUGAAUAUAAAGUUCUUUUUAUGACAUUUUUUUGAAUGUUUAAUAUUUUGAGGAUUAUGUCAAUAUCUAGAAAAAAAUACACUGGUGAAAAUUUGCUUAGGUAAUAUACUGGAAAAUAAAAAACAAAAAAUCAGCUUAUAAACAGUUUAUGCUAAAGAAAUAAUUAAUUUUUUUCACCCAAUGGUUAAUUUGUAUGUGAACUAAGGAAAGACUUAACUGCACAUAAACACAUUCAUAAUCAUUUGUGCAUGGGUAAUUUAUGAAAUACAUAAAUGCAGCUUCAUUUUGCCUGGAGAAAUUAUUUAUAACCAAAAAAGAUAACUAGAUUCAUGUGAUGAGGAAGAUAGUAUAUGUCUAUAGUUUUAAUUUUGUAACAAAGAAAGCAAAUGUGUGUAAAUAAUUCCUUGCUCAUGGUUGCUUACCGUAUUGUAAAUUCUGUCGCAAAUAUAUACAUGUAUCACUGUUUCAUUCUUUGAAAAAAUUGUAUUUUCCUUCUUGUAGAUGUCGUAAACAUAUGUGUUUUCAUUGUCUAGUUUGCAUUCAAAACUUAUAAUGGAGACUUUGUUUUCUUGUGAAAUAUAUAUAUCUUUUGAUAGUUUUAAUCUACUUUCCAUUAUCUUUGUUACUGUGCAGAAUUACCAUGUUAUAAAAAUGUUGGUGUGAUUGUUGAAUGAAAAGCUGAGUAGAAGACACUUUGCUAUGUAAUAGUACCAGAGAAGAAAGUAUCAAUGAAAUGAACAUAUUUGUCAUAUAAAAUAAAUGUUAUUAUAAUGAUGAA